Molecule: messenger RNA, 9912 nt
Organism: Stegostoma tigrinum
Lineage: Eukaryota; Metazoa; Chordata; Chondrichthyes; Orectolobiformes; Stegostomatidae
Product: E3 ubiquitin-protein ligase TRIM9
Exons: 10
Coding region: 78-2204 (708 amino acids)
Molecular function (GO): zinc ion binding; protein binding
Source: RefSeq, a predicted model, not a curated record
GAUUGCGCUGUCCCUCGCCUGGUGCUGAAACGGCAGCUCUGCGUGCCGCGCGUCCCGCCCGAUUACCCCGCCACUGCAUGGCUGACAUGGAAGAAGAGCUCAAGUGCCCGGUCUGUGGCUCUUUCUACCGAGACCCCAUCAUCCUGCCGUGCUCGCACAAUGUCUGCAUGCCCUGUGCCCGCACCAUUCUGGUGCAGACUCCCGAGGCGGAGCCGCCGUCUCCCCAGGCCCGGGCCCGGGGCUCGGCCUCGGAUUACGACUACUUGGAGCUUGACAAGAUGAGCGUGUACAGCGAGGCGGACAGCGGCUACGGUUCCUACACGGGUAUCGCGCCGGCCACCCCCAGCCAGAAGUCUCCGAACGGCGUGCGGGUGUUCCCGCCGGCGCCGCUGCGCCACUCGAGCCUGACCUGCCCGCAGUGCCACCGCAGCGCGCUGCUGGAGGAGCGGGGACUCCGCGGCUUCGCCAGGAACCGCCUGCUGGAGGCCAUUGUCGGUCGCUACCAGCAAGGCCGCGCCGAGCACGCCCGCUGCCAGCUGUGCGAACUGGGCUCGCAGGAAGCGGCCGUCCAUUGCGAGCAGUGCGACGUGUUCUACUGCGAGCCAUGCCAGCGGCGCUGCCACCCGGCCCGGGGAGCAUUGGCCAAGCACCAGCUCAUCCCGGCCGGCCAGGCCCGUGCCCCUGCCCCCACCAAGAAACAACAGCCGCCCCGCAAGCUCUCCACCUGCACCGAGCACGAACUGGAGAACCACAGCAUGUACUGCGCCAGUUGCAAGAUCCCCGUGUGCUACCAGUGCCUGGAAGCUGGGAAACACAGCAAGCACGAAGUCAAGGCACUGGGAGCCAUGUGGAAACAACACAAGGCUCAGCUGUCUCAAGCAUUAAACGGUGUGUCUGACAAAGCAAAGGAGGCCAAAGAGUUUUUGAUUCAUUUGAAAAAUAUGGUCCAAUUAAUUCAGGAGAAUGGUGUGGAAGUUGAGGCAUGCCUUGUGGCACAAUGUGAUGCACUUGUUGAUGCAUUAAAUCGCCAGAAAGCCAAGUUACUUACUAGAGUUACCAAGGAGCGGGAGUUUAAAUUAAAGGUUGUUCGGGAACAGAUAAGCCACUGCACAUUGAAACUUCGCCAGACAACUGGUCUCAUGGAGUAUUGCCUGGAAGUAUUAAAAGACAAUGAUCCCAGUGGAUUUCUACAGAUUUCAGAUGCUUUAAUUAAACGCGUUCACGUAUCUCAGGAGCAGUGGGUCAAAGGAGCUUUAGAAGCCAAAAUAAAUCCUGAAUUUGACCUGACGCUCGACAAUGGCCCAUUACUACAGUCAAUCCACCAACUUGAUUUUAUUCAAAUGAAAAUUCCUUCUGCAGUACCACCUGCACCAAUACUACAAGUGGAGAAAUGUUGUACUAACAACAACAAUGCCACACUUGCGUGGAAGGCUCCUCCACUCAACCAGACACAGAUCGAAGGCUACAUACUAGAACUUGAUGAUGGAAAUGGUGGGCACUUUCAGGAAGUGUAUGUUGGCAAAGAAACUGUGUGCACUGUAGAUGGACUUCAGUUCAACAGUGUCUACAAUGCAAGAGUAAAAGCCUUUAAUUCAGCAGGUUUUGGACCUUACAGUAAAACAGUUGUGUUGCAGACUUCUGAGGUGGCUUGGUUCACCUUUGAUCCCACCUCUGCCCAUCCGGAUAUCCUUCUGUCUAAUGAUAACCUGACUGUUACGUGUAAUAGCUACGAUGAUCGUGUUGUGCUAGGAUCUGUUGCAUUCUCCAAAGGAAUCCAUUACUGGGAACUGUCUAUUGAUCGUUAUGACAACCACCCUGACCCUGCCUUUGGAGUGGCAAGAAUUAAUUUAGUAAAAGAUAUGAUGCUAGGCAAGGAUGAUAAGGCAUGGGCCAUGUAUGUCGACAACAACCGCAGUUGGUUUAUGCAUGGCAAUUCCCACACAAAUAGGACAGAAGGUGGGAUUUGUAAAGGUACAACAGUCGGUGUUCUCCUGGACCUAAGCAAGCAUAUCCUUUCAUUUCACAUCAACAAUGUUCAGCAAGGCCCUGUAGCCUUUGAAAAUUUGGAAGGCAUCUUUGUGCCUGCUAUCAGCAUUAAUAGGAAUGUUCAGGUAACUCUUCAUACAGGACUGGAAGUUCCAAAUCAUAUCAAACAAGGAAAAUCCUUGUCAUCCAGUAGCCCCAACAGCAAGUCUAUGUAUUGACUACCAACACAGUGGCAAACUAUCCAAGUAUAUUACGUUUGUUCUGAAACUCCUGAUCCCAUACAUAGCAAAUCAAUUAGGAAACCUUAAAAGAACUAUAAUUUUUGCAGUUGCAACUAAACCUCAGUUACAUUACACAAACAUAACAAGACACAAAAGAACAUCUUGCAUUAAUGUAAAAUUCAAAAAUAUUUUCACUACUAACACUCCUUAGUCAAAUGGAUGCCAAUGUUUGUGUUAGCAAAGUUGAGGGAAUUAUAAACAAACAGAAACUCCAGUUUCACUUUGUAGAUAGCAGUUAAGCAGCAACCUCUUAACUGUUACCUUUUUAUAAAAAAUGUACCUCAGAUUUUGAGAUCAUAAUGUUAACUUUUAGGUGUACCACAUAAAAACAGUUUGAUGUGUUUGGAUGAAAUCUUCAUCUGUGAAAGGGAAUUAAACUUCCUUUUAGCAGUAAGAGACAUUGUUUAUAUUAAUUUUCCUCAUUCCUCAAAAUCUGCUUCCCUGGAACCUGUUUUCCUCACUGACAAUUGACAAAUGCUGAACAAAAUAAAUCACAAAUAUUUAGAUAAUGGACAAGCCUGAGACACUAACAUUUGUCCUGGUAUUAAUUGUUAAACUGCAAAUCCUUCCAUAUGUCUUUGCCAAGCAGCAACAGCAGGAGAGUCUUCUGGUCAACCAAAACCAUGUGGUAGCUGUAGCUCAACAGCUAUAUGUUAGUCAUGUUAAAAACACUCACUAUGCAGUCUCUUGUCACAAGCUGUACUCUGUGGCAAACAUUCUUCACAUUUUAAAGAAUUGUUGAUAUUUAUGAUUUAAUCCUGAAUAGGGAUGGAGAGCCUCUGGGAAGUCCUGUCAUUCUGUAAAAUGGCAGUGUCCUGGCAUGCUGCCCAUUGGCCAAGAAGCAGAUGGUUAAUCAGUUUGUCAUAACAAGCAAUGCAUCUGGGAUUUGCUGAAUGCAUCUGUACAUAGUUAAUUCAUAGCAGCUAAUGAUGUCCCAGUGACUCCCCAGUCCCAUGGGGAGAUGGGACAGUUGUGGAAUAAUCAGAAAUUAUGUUUUCCAGAACUGUUUGGAGUAAAGUUUUAAUUUCAGCAGGCAGUUCGUGAUGUGCUUCUCCAAAUUUUCAUUUAAUGAUUAGGAACAAUAAAUAAUCAAAAAAGUUAUUUUCUCAUUAUCUCCAGUACAAUGGUAAUAUUUUAAAAUAUUGUGAUUUUGUUCGCAGGAUUAUGUUUCUAAAGAUAAAUAGUCUGCACCUCUCCCAUGUAAACCAUGAGAUAGUUAUUUCAACAUUUACCAGUACAGAGAUGAAUGCAGUUUAAAUUAACAAAUUAAAUUAAAUUCAUUCUAGUCUUGACUGACAGUCAUUGAUCUUUAUUCAUUUAUCUAAUUAUUGAAGAACUAUUUCCUUCUUUGCCUUGGAAUUAGCCAGUGUAAGUAUUUUCAUAUAUUUACUUAAUCAACAUAUUCAAAAAUGUUAUUAUACACCUCUGGAGUAGGUGAGACUUGAAGCCAGAUCUCCUAGUUUGGAAGAAUUGCCACUACCAGUGCCCCACAAGAGCCCUUCGUUAAUAUUUCCAUUGUGGAAGAUAUUGAUCUGAUGCAGCUGAAUGGGUUAAAGAGGGACAUGCAAAAGAGAAAAUUGACUUGUGCUGCUGCUGAGCAUUUUCUCAUGACUAACUGCAGAACACAAUUACCAAAAACCUUAGCCUAUCUCUAUCCUCUCUUGAUCCAAGAAUGAUCAAAAAGAUCUUUAUCAAAUUUAAAAUUAAAAUAUUGAAACAUUCUGGCAUCUACAUUAGUGCACUUGUUUCUUUUUCAGUUUAAUACAUGAAGUAUUUACAAUACAGGAAGAAAAUUUACGCAAAACAGUAUGCAAGCAAACACUUGCAAAUCUGUACGAUGUAAACUAAAUGUUGAAGGUUGUAAAUUUAAUAGGUCUGUUUUGUGAUAGUGUCUGUUUUGCUAAUCUAGUAUGCUUUGAAAGGUAAAUUGAUGGUGGUGGCAGACACACAAAGUGUUUAAAGUGCUGUGGAAGGCUGUUGCUUUGCAUGUAUAGUUGAACAAAAUUUGCCAAUGUUUCCUUGAUUAUGCACUUCGGCGCUCUUUAUUUUAGUGAUGUUCAAAACUUAGACAAAAGUUUUAGAUAGCAUUUUAAAAUUUUAUAUUUAACAUAAUUCACCAAGAUGAUCAUCAGACCUUUGUGUAGUAAUAACAAUAAGUAGUAGUAAUAGCCAAUGACACCAAAGCAUUAGCAUUACCAGUCUUAUUUUACAAUAGGUCUGCACUCUAAAAGGCUGAGGGGCAGAAUCUCCACAAAGACCCUCACCAUAUCCUGCAAGAGAUCAAUGGAGAAUCUGGAGAAAGAGCAGGCAGACACAUGCAAAAGUUGAGGCAGGAGAUUAGGAAAUCUUUGUGACGUGUACCGUUCCUUGACCAGCAUCCCCCAGCCAGACACACACACCACAUAGAGGUGUGCACAGAUGCCUUCCCCCCGCCACCCACCAAGGUCUUACCAAUUCUUCCUUUGCCAGAAGAUGCAGCUACACCUUGGGGGAAGUCCAAGUCUUUGGGCUUGAUAACCAGAUAACUGCCUUACCUUUGAAGUUUUGUAUGUGUUUAGAGGAUCCUAUACUUAAGAGACAUCUUUACAUGUGGGAAAUGUCAUACCUUUGAUGGACAGUGUUAAUUCCUAAUCCUUGUGAGUCAAACUGCAGAAUUCUUCUGACAUGAUUUGAUUGGCUAUUUUAUUGAAAACAGAAAUGCUGCACUUUAAUCUUUAUGAUGCCAACAGACUGCACCUUGUAAAUCAAUUUAUUAAUAGCUUUGAGCUAAAAGAUUGAAGUGUAUAUUCUUCUUAUUGAAGCAAUUCUGCUUAUUAAUUGAUGAAGAGCUGUUGAAUGAGGCUGCUAGCUUGCACAAUGAGCUACCUUUACUAAAUUGUAAAUUCAAUCCCAGUGUUGAGCAGAUAACCCAGGCUGACAUUCCAGUCUAAAGCUGUUGGAAGUGCCAUAUUUUUGAUGAAAUUAUGACCCCAUGGCAGGGAAGUCCACACUCAACAUUCCUCAUGAAACAAGUAAAAGAAUAGAAUGAUUGGUCAAUCAUUGAUUUAAUCACAUUUUUGUGGGAUCUUGCCAUACGAGGUGGCUACUGUUUACCAACCACUGUAAUUCAAUUAUAAUUAAAUGUUAUGAUUUGUGCUAAGAUGUGAUAUAAAUGCAAAUCUUCUUAUUCAACCAACUAAAAUUGAUCCUGAGGAGUGCCCUGAACAGUAGUCACGAUGGCAUUUCGGAUUAAAAGUAGAAUACUCUGAUGUGUAAUUGAUCUGAGCUUUGUCUUACUGCAAAGCAUCACUUCUUAGGGUAUGGAAUUUCUUUAAUAAUGGCCUAGACCUCCUGCUCUGUAUCACUGUUAUGUUGUUUCAUUUGAUAGGAACAGUCCUUUCUAUUGUUUUACAUAAAAAGGGUAGCUUUUCUUAUUCCACCUGAAACAAAUUAUUCUUCCGAUCCCGAGGAUAGUUUGAGGAUCAGAGUAGAAAGAUGAAGGGUCACUUGGCUCAAGCAGUAGAAGUUCAUGAACAUCCUAGAAUUGAGCAGCAACUAUUUAAUUUUUCUUCCCAGCAAGAAGGUUUAUUGGGUGAAUUUCUGUACUUAGAAUCAGCCAAAUUUCUGACAACAUAAUUAUUGAACAUGAGCAUUCUUAGAUCAGGAUCCUUCCCCCAGAUAUUGGGUGUGCUCUGGGCAUUUCACAAGGCCUCCACUGAUGAGCCCUGUGAUAUGAAAUGGGGGAAUAUCCAUAGUGAUAUUAUUCACAUCAAGUUCCCACCCCUCCCCAACACUGUGGUGUCCCUUUCACGAGUCUGUGCUGUUCCAAAGUUUCCCUCAAAUUCACUGGUCACUUACAAGUGGAACUUGUGGCCUCUGCAAUCUGGACUCCAGGUAGUAACAGGUACCUCGCUAGUUGCUCUACAAAUGUAGCUGUACACAUAUUUGGACUGAGCAAGCAUGAACCCCUGGGCUGAUUUAUCCCAUUAGCUGCAGUCAUCCCCCUUUUCCUUAACAGCCUUAUUGGAAGUCUUCUUCGGUGUAUGAACAAUGGAAUGAAGAAUCAUAUUGGGCUGAUUUCAUCGUCGAAUGGGAGAACAUUCUCAAUCCAAUGUUCUGAAAUUUCUUAAAUUAUGGAGUAUAGUUAUUGUGCCCUUUAAUUCAAUGACAUCUCAAUGGUGAAUAUCAUAAUUAUUAGAGACAUUGUAUCCUGUAAAAACACUUUUACAGUUCAUGAAGGCAUCUGCAGUUUGAAGAAGUCAUUCCGUUCUUCAAACAUCGGAGACCAAGCUGAAAAUAUGUAGCACUUUUCAUGACCUCUAGCCUUCCCAAAGCACUUCAAGCAAUUGUUUUUGAAUUGCUCUUGCUGUUGUAAUGAAGAAAAUAUGGUAGCUAGUUUAUGCACAGCAAGUUCCCACAAGCAGCAAUGCGAUAAAUUGCAGGUCAUCUGUUUUAGGCAUAGAUCGAAGUAUAAGUAUUUGCCAAGAUAAAGCUGAAAAACCGCUUCAUACAGCUGAAUACAACAUCCUAGUUUUUAUAAAUAAGGAUUAUGGAGUAACAAAAACAAAGGGUGGUAUUAAUCUUAUCCAAAUCACUGUUUAGGCAACAGCUGGAAUAUUGCAUCCAGUUUUGGUGCCUUUAAAGAUUAACUAGGAUCAUAGCAGGGAUGGGAGGUAUUGGGUAACAGGAAUGUAUAAGAUUUUAUUUUUAUUAGAAAAUAAAUUUAAGAGGAGAACUGAGAGGAAUUUAUAAUUAUGAAAGGCUAUGCUAAAGUUAACAGUAAAAAUAAUUUCUGUGGUCUGAGUAGGUAACCAGAGGCUAAAAAAAUGAUAGGAGAAAUUUCUUUAUGCAGAAAGUUGAGAGAACAAGGAAUGUCCUAUCGGACUUGAUGGUGGAAGCAGAAACCAGAAAAAUUUUAAUGGGAAUGUGUCAAAAUUUAAAAAUAUGAAAGGUGUGGAUAUAAAUGGUGAAGGAAUUGGCACUGGAGCGAUGGGCAGAAUAUACUUUGCUGUUCUACAAUUCCAUAACUUGAAUAACUAAAUUCCUGUAAUGUCCUUAACCCUUUUAUAUAAUUUCCCUGACAUUUUGACCACACUUUUGGAAUGUAUUGAAAUUGAGAAUAUGUGAUAAAUUGAUGUGAAAUGAAUCAGUUAAACAUCAGGGCAAUUCUCUCCAAUUGUUAUUUGAAUCUUCCCUUUUGAAGUUUUUUUUUGUUAAGCUAUUUUUAAAAAUAAAGCUUGUGACAAGGUUAAAAUGUGAUUUCCAACUGGCUGCAACAAAGUUAUCAGUUACUUAAGAACAGUUGUGAUGGGCUAGCAAUCCAAAGCAUUUGACAGUGGCUUCUCAUGAGAAACUUUACCACUUACUUAAAAUAAAUCUCUGAGAAUGUGAAUGCAAAAUAAUGCUGGAAUCACAAGAUGGUAGGGAUUUAAAUUUCAUUUUUCACACGGUGCAUUCAUUACCUGUAAACCUAUGGUAUUUUAAAUGCAAUUUCCUAAAAGCAGGGCUGCUAACUGUUUGUUGCAGAGUACAUAAAAUUAGAUUUUUAAACAGGUAAAUGGUCAAGUUUUUAAUAUUACAAGUUAUUUUGUAACAAUCUGUUUUGAAUGUAUUGUUAUAAAUUAUGAGUGGACCAUUUUAGUAUUUAUGACUAUUUUUAAUCAAUAUUAACUGUUUUAAAAAAAAAGUGCACUAUGCAGCACAAUAAACAGCACUAACAGGUACAGUGACAUUGUUUACGAGCUGAACCACUGCUAGCCUUUAUAAUGGCGAUAAGUACGCACUUCUGAAAGUUUACUAUAUAAUUUAAUAAACUCAAAUUAUAAAAAUUGUAAAAACUGUUUGUAUGACAGUGUUGCAGUUUUAAACAAAUACAUCUGGGAUCUUCAAAUUUUUAAAGUUUUAAUUAAUUUGAUUCUUUUCAAUCACAGUUCUGGCAAUGGCUCAAAAUGAAUUGAAGAGGAUAUUUCAAUUUUAUUCAAAUGCAUUCUCAUGAGUGAAAGUUCAGAAAUUAUAUUAACAAAUUUGACUCUGAACUUUCAUCACUUGUCAUUUUCUCUUUUUUUGAUGUGCACCUUAAGCAUUUGAUUGUUAGCUGGUUAGUUGUUGUUACUUGAUUAAAAUUUCAGAUUUUGGAAAGGAGUAUGUUUAAUUUAACAUUUAUAUGUGCUGAUUACUAAUGUAUGUUUGGUGAGAUGUUUCCAUUUUUAAGCUAUGUUUGAUAGCAAGCUAAUCACAGAAUCAGAAAAUAUCUAUUCAUUACAAGUUUGAACAGUAUCAGGUUUCAGAUUCAGUGGAAUUGCUGGCAACUUUUCCCUGGUUUUGCGUAUUGGCCUUGAGCAAAAAGAGAACUACAAGUGUUAAAACUACACGACACAACCAUAUUUAGAAAUGUUGGUUUUAAAAAAACCCUCAAAAUCACUGCAUUCUGUAUAAGACGGGAUGCAGUAAAAUCCUUCAGAAAUUUUCCAACUGGCACAGCAAUUUAUCUGCUGAAUGCAGAACUUGCACAGAUGUUUUGCUGAAACUCACCACAUGCUUCAUUUGAAGUAAUUCCAAAUGUUCCUCAAGAAGUAACAAAUAAGUAAUCUUUGUUGCCAAUGUAAACACAGUGACCUUGAAGAUUCUUAAAAGGUGCAAAUCUUUCUUAGAAGUACUAGAUUGUGUUCUUAACUCAAAUGUUUGAUAUUCAUUACCCAUAAUCCCAUGCCCCAUACACUGCAGCUACUUCAAGUCAUUUACUUUUCAGAAUUACAUUUAUUAGAUGAUUUAAUUCGGCCCAUUUUGACAAAAGUUUAUACUUUUCUCUCAAACUGGGAGUUGAUAAGCACAGUGGCUGUGAAAGAGUCAUCGACCAGUACAUACAAAUGCUUCUCACAAUCAACUAUAUGGAUGUACUAUUUCCAUAUUUCAUUUAUUAAAAUGGUCAGUAAGUUAAGCACACUCACAUUCAACUUACUUUUAACCAUUUCUGAAUUGGGGUGUAUUUUAAACAAAAUACUCAUGAAAACAAUUAGUUUUGUGCAAGUUAAUUUUCACCUCCGUCUUGGAAACCAGGGUGUGUAGUUACAGAAUUAAUUUGCAGUCAUUGGUGCAAAAGCCUCUUGUGCAAAUAACACCUGAGCACACUGGUAAAUUCAUGAAAUACUCUGCCCUGGCACAAAUGGAAAUUCCUAAAACUGGGCACAAUAUUUGUUUUUAUUUUUUAAUUACUUUACUGUAUUAAGUUUUAUAUUUUGUCCUCAUCAACUUGGGAAUUAUCCAGGUCAUACUGAAGCUCAAAACCGAGGAGCUGUCCCGACUAAUGGUUCUGACUACUACAUUGAAAUCCCCUUAAAUGUAAAUCCAGUCAUCAGGAACUUCUGCGGCUGGUCCGCUGAUUGGAUUCUGUGUGACUAGUGGCUAUUUCCUCAGAACUCAAACUUUUUUGUGUGUGCUGGAUAAUUUUGGUAUUUUGUGUUUUAUACUUGGUAUUAUUAUUGUCUGCUCACUGCUCUCAAACUUGGUAUUGCAUAAGUACUGAAUGUCUGUCCUGUGUAUUUAUAAGUUGCAUGUUCAUAAAUUGUGAUGUGCCAGAAAUGGUGUUGUGUAGUCAAUGUAAAUGUUAUUUGAAUAAAUCUGGUUGUUACAAUUUACAUUACAAAAUUCAUUUGAGAUUCUUUCCUGC